Penaeus vannamei (Pacific white shrimp) is the source of this 2769-nucleotide messenger RNA. The record is from RefSeq and is a predicted model, not a curated record. NCBI's taxonomy places the organism in Eukaryota, Metazoa, Arthropoda, Malacostraca, Decapoda, Penaeidae.
AUGAAUAGAUUAGGACAACUACCAUCUUUAGGAACCUCUGGGAGCAUAAAUGCAACACCUGGAUUCCUCCUUGCCAACUAUGUUUCGGGAAUGCAAAUCAAUGGACGGAUGUCCACAGUGCGUCGCUUCUUCUGUCUCUUCGUCACCUUUGAUCUGCUUUUUACGUGCCUCUUCUGGAUCAUCUGUAUCUUGAUCAAUGGAGAAAAUCUUGUCAAGGCCCUUGAGGAAGAAGUGGAGCAUUAUAGUAUCAAGACCUCAAUAUUUGAUAUUGUGAUGACGGCUGCAAUCAGGUUUACAGUAUUAUUGCUGUUCUAUGCCCUGCUGCACAUAAACCACUGGUGGCUUGUUGCUCUUACAACAGCAGGGAGCUGUGCUUUCCUCAUAGCUAAGACAUUACUUUAUACGUGGCAAACGGAAAACAGCCGUCCAUUUGAAGUGAUAGUCCUAAUAUCAUUUCUUAUUGCCUGGGCUGAAGCUUGGUUUAUUGACUUCAGGGUUUUACCACAAGAGGCUCGUGCUCGGUCAAUUCUGGAAGCUGCUGCAGGCAGCAGUGAACACAUGGAGAAUGAUCCACUAUUACCACAGUUGGAGCGUGUAAGGGACUACCUCAGUCAUUAUACUGAGACUGUUGGUGACUUCUACUCGCCCAUGGAAUCACCCUUAGGAUCUGAUGACGAUGAUGAUGGUUUUACUCGUACGGAUUACAGGAAAUUAUCUCCAGAAGAAAAACAAAUGCAAGCAAGUGGUUAUGAUGCCUUGCAAAAAGCCUGGGAGACUGUAAACUCUCCUGGCUGGAAGGUAGAAAAGGAAACUUCACAUGGAGACACAGUUUCCUCCAAAGUGGGACCUAAAGGAUCAAAAAUAUAUAAACUUGUGGGUAUGGUGGAGGUAGAGCCAAAGACCUUGUUUAAUGAGAUGCUCUUCAACUUCGAAAAUAUUCCAACAUGGAAUAAAGCAAUAACACUAGGUAGAGUUGUACAGACUAUAGAUAGUUGCACAGAUGUGGUGUACCAGGUUGCUGCAGAAGGACCAGGAGGCGUAGUAUCUGCAAGAGAUUUUGUGAAUGUGCGACACUGGAAGAAAAUUGGCGAUUGCUGGGUCUCUGCAAAUGUCUCUGUUGUUCAUAAAGAUGAACCACCACAAAAGAGUAUAGUACGGGGUGAGAAUGGACCAGGCUGUUGGGUGUUUAGCCCAGUUGCAGGUGCUCCAAAGAAAUGUUCCUUUCAGUGGUUGCUGGACACAGAUCUCAAGGGCUGGAUCCCUCAGUAUGUUAUUGACCAGGCUCUUACAUUCGCCAUGACAGACUUCCUGCAAUGCUUACGGAAUUAUGCACCGCAUAUCUCUGCAAGUAAAUGUGAAAGAUAUAGUGCUAGAUAAGUUGUGUAGAUAUUCAGCACUACUGACCAUUAUUUUACUCAUGAUGUCACACGUCUCAUCAUUGUUAAAGAUGUAGGUAAGUCUUGAUUAUAGGAUUAAACAUUUGUAGAAAUAUCAUCGCUACUUGUUUAUUUGUAUAUUGUCAGUUUUGUUUAAUGUUGUGAUAUAAUUUCCUUUGAAGGGAAGGAAUUGUUGAUUAACUAUACCUCUUAAUGAAGGUUGAUAGGACAUCUCUUGUUGAUGAAUAUGUUAAUGUAAUUAUAAUUAUAACCAAAAGACAAUAUCACAUUGUUGUGAGAUGGUAGUACACAGGGAAAAAUGUCCUUGGAAUUCCUUUAUUCCUAAGCUUCUUGUAGUCAAGGCCUAUGGCUUAGAAAAAAAAAAUCUUUUUUUUUUUUUACCAUAAUUAGUAUCAGUUGAAAAAUAAUUGCAUGAAUUAUACAGACAAACACUUUUUAUGAUUGGUCUCAUAAAACCAGAUCAGUUAGACUUUCAUCUUCAUGAUGCUCAGUAUAUUAUCUCCAGGGACACAAACAUUUUUAGUUGAAGAUGAAUACUCAUAGUUUUUAGAUGUAGAAAGCCAACUUUAUUUCUUAUCAUGAGAAAGCUGCUUGUUGGUGAGAAGUCUUUUAUUUACCUGGCUGUGAAGCAAUGUUGGGAGGGUAUUCUGUGACUGAUGCUUAGUCUUAUCUAUAUAAGCUGUAUCUUUUAAGAGAAAAUAAACUGUACAGAUUGAUAAGUGAUCUUGUUCGGUUGUGUUUAACACCAUUCAGGGAGGUUUAGGAUACCUAUCAGAGUGGAGUUAUUCAGAUGCUAGAUAUUCAGAUAUUAAGGCUGUAGUUAGAGGAUUUUAAAUAUCAAGUGAAAGCCCAGGGAUUACCUAUAGAGGCAUAAACUGGGACAAAAAAUUUCAGUGGUGUUGCAUAUGACCAUGUCUGAUUUUUCGUUGCUGUGGAAGUUGUUGAUAUAGGCAGUAGCUUUUAUCAUUUGUUUCUGUAAUUUCCAUACAUAUUGAUAUACAAAGUAGUAUGUAAAUUUGCUGUAAAGUAUGAUAGACUUUAUUUUUCUUAUUCUUUUUUUCUCUGUGAAAAGAGAUUUUUCAUUUUUGAUCUGAACAUAUACAUGUAUGAAUGUGUAUUUUGAUAUCCUUAUGACUCUUGAGUUGAUAGUUUGCAUAUGAAAUCUUUUAAAGUGCUAAAGUUUAUACAUUAACCAGUCACUUCUGUUGGAUUGAUUUAAGUGCCUCUAUCUGAGUGAUGUAUAUAAAGCUAAGUAUUAGCAGUUGGAGAUUGUACAAGUGAACCUGUUGUGCUUAAUCUUCUUAUAUGGAGGAUUAAACUGUGGAUUCUGUCAGUAUUCUUCUGAAUUGUAAAUAAAUUUAAGAUAUAUUUA